Molecule: messenger RNA, 1023 nt
Organism: Rhododendron vialii
Lineage: Eukaryota; Viridiplantae; Streptophyta; Magnoliopsida; Ericales; Ericaceae
Exons: 2
Coding region: 1-1023 (340 amino acids)
Biological process (GO): DNA integration
Molecular function (GO): nucleic acid binding
Source: RefSeq, a predicted model, not a curated record
AUGGCUCUGCAAAAGUUCGCCGCCCAAUUUGUAGUUUGUGGUGGAGCACUAUAUCGAAAAGCACACCUUGGCCCCAAUCAACUUUGUGUCACAACAGAAGAAAGCCAGAAGGUGAUGGAGGAAAUACACGAGGGAAUUUGUGGGCCACACAUGAGUGGGGCAACAAUGGUAAAGAACAUCCUACAUCAAGGAUACUAUUGGACUACGAUGGAGGCCGACUGUGUUAACUAUCAUGACAUCCCCUUGGCCAUUCUCCACCUAGGGAAUAGAUGUUAUUGGGAGUAUAAAUCCAAAAGGGAAAUUCAAGCAUCAUUUAUCCUUGUAGCCAUUGACUACUUCACCAAGUGGGUAGAAGCAGCUUCUUAUGCUACCCUCAAAGCCACUCAUAUGGCCAAGUUUAUCAGCACCAAUAUCAUCUAUCGGUAUAGUGUACCUCACGAAUUCAUAUGUGACUAUGGAUCACACUUCAAAGGGGCAACAAAGAAACUUUUUGCUGAGUUUGGGAUACAGAAUCAUCGAUCAUCUACUUAUCGGCCUCAAACUAAUGGGACAGUUGAGGCUGCAAACAAAAACAUCAAAAGGAUUCUGUGGAAAAUUAUUGACAUCUACACGAACUGGCCAGAAAUCCUACCUUUGGCACUAUGGGGUUAUCGAACGACUGAAAGGACUUCAACUGAGGCUACUCCUUAUUCCCUAGUCUAUGGGAUGGAAGUUGUCUUGCCUGUCAAACUGGAACUAACUUCACUAAGGGUUUUAGCUGAGACUGAAAUGAUCGAAGAGGAUUGGGUUCAAAACCGCUACGACGAGUUGACAUUACUGGAUGAAAGAAGGCUGAGAGCAUUAUACCACGUACAAGGGUAUCAACAUCGCAUUGCGCGAGCAUUCAACAAAAAGGUGAAGCCAAGAGACAUCAAGGUGGGAGAUAUGGUACUCAAAGCAAUCUGUCGCCACAUUUCGGACCUGAAAGGCAUGUUUAAACCAAACUGGGGAGGACCCUACUUCGUCAAACGCAUAUUGUCUUGA